This is a messenger RNA of Menidia menidia (Atlantic silverside), 1443 nucleotides long. NCBI's taxonomy places the organism in Eukaryota, Metazoa, Chordata, Actinopteri, Atheriniformes, Atherinopsidae. The record is from the annotation of a GenBank genome assembly.
AUGGUGACCCUGCUUCGCACGCUACGAAACCACGCAGACGAGGUGAGCUGCUGCGCCUUCUCUGCGGCUCUGCUGGCCACCGGCUCAGGUGACAAGACUCUGCGCGUUUACAACACGGCAGACUUCUCGGAGCUUCCGUUCUCUCCUCUGACUGGUCAUGGCUACGGGGUCCACAGCUGCUGCUUCAGCUCCUGCGGCGGCUUCCUGCUCAGCUGCUCCACGGACGGCUCCACCAUGGCGUGGAACACGCACACAGGUGAGCUGAUUGCGGCGCUCGCGCACCCGGCCCGCAGUCCGCUCCGAGUUUGCGCACUGGCGCCGGACUCCUCCCUGUUGCUGGCUGGGGCCUGCGACGGCACCGUGGCGCUCUGGAACUUCCACUCUAAAGCGCUCCUCAGAUGCUGUGGGGUGGGUGAGGCCAGUGUAGUGGCUUGCUGUUUCUCUCCUUGUGGCCAGAUGUUUGUGACUGGCUGCACUCAUGGGGACCUCAAACUCUGGGACAUUGACAUCAGCCUCCUUCUUGCUCAAAAGGAUGCUCAUGACCUGGGAGUCAGCUGUUGCAGUUUUGCACCUCAGUUUAAAGUUGAGAACAGCUGCGUAGUGUUUCAACUGGCCUCCUGUGGACAGGACAGCCAGCUGAAAAUAUGGAUAAUUUCCCAGCAUAAAGGAGAAGUUAGCAUCAUGAAGCUGCUUCACACUCUCACUGCCCAGUCAGCUCCUGUUCUGUCUUGUGCUUUCUCUUCUGAUGGAGAGCUGGUCAUUUCUGGCUCUAUGGAUAAAAGUGUAACAGUUUAUGAUGCGAACCUUGGAACCCUGCUCCACACCCUGAAACAACAUGACAGAUAUGUCACUGCUGUUGCUGUGUCUUCCACCUUUCCCCUGAUUGCAACCGGCUCCAUGGACAGAUCAGUGAAUGUGUGGAGAAUAGGAGAUGAGCAUGACCAAACUGCUAGUGACUCACAGCAGACAUCAUGUCAAGGAAGAAAGAUGCCAGGUUACGCCAGUCUGCUGCUUGCUGAUUGGACAGAGCAGGAUGUACAGACGUGGCUGUGCAAAGAGGGACUGGAGGAACUUGUCGGUCUCUUUAGAUUCAACAACAUCGAUGGACCAGAGCUGAACCAGUUGAGCAAGGAGACAGUGGCUGAGUUAGGAAUCGAUUCUGUUGGCCUCCGCGGUCGCCUUCUGAGGAAAAUCGACACCCUGAAGGCAGCACAGAGUGGCUCCGAAGCCCCAGAUGAGUUUCUGUGUCCCAUUAACAGAGAGCUAAUGAAGGACCCGGUCAUUGCUUCAGAUGGAUAUUCAUAUGAGCGAGAAGCCAUCGAGUGCUGGAUUAGAGGCAAGAACAAAACUAGCCCUAUGACAAACCUGCCCCUCCAGACAACACUCCUCACCCCAAACAGAUCCCUCAAGAUGGCAAUAACAAGAUGGAAGUUGAACCAAUAG